Molecule: messenger RNA, 1665 nt
Organism: Catharus ustulatus (Swainson's thrush)
Lineage: Eukaryota; Metazoa; Chordata; Aves; Passeriformes; Turdidae
Gene: SDHC
Product: succinate dehydrogenase complex subunit C
Exons: 6
Coding region: 34-543 (169 amino acids)
Biological process (GO): mitochondrial electron transport, succinate to ubiquinone; tricarboxylic acid cycle
Cellular component (GO): membrane
Molecular function (GO): succinate dehydrogenase activity; electron transfer activity
Source: RefSeq, a predicted model, not a curated record
CCUCACGGCCACUUCCGGUGCGGCGACUCCAAGAUGGCGGCGCUGGCGCUGAGGGGUUUGGGGCGGCGCUGCCUCCUGGCCCGGCUGGGGCCCGGCCCCACCCUGCACCGGGUGAUCCCGAUGGGGACGACGGCGCGGGAGGAGAUGCAGCGAUUCUGGGAGAGGAACGAGCGCUCCAACCGACCCCUGUCCCCCCAUGUCAGCAUCUACAGGUGGUCCCUGCCCAUGGCCAUGUCCAUCACCCACCGUGGCACCGGCGUGGCGCUCAGCCUGGGUGUGUCCCUGUUCUCCCUGGCCGCUCUGCUGCUCCCAGAGCAGUUCCCUCACUACCUGGCCCAGGUGAGGGCCCUGAGCCUCGGCCCCGCCCUCGUCUUCUCGGCCAAGUUCGCUCUGGUGCUUCCCUUCUCCUACCACACCUGGAACGGGAUCCGGCACCUGGCCUGGGACCUGGGCAAGGGGCUGAGGCUGGCCCAGGUGACACAGUCGGGGGUGCUGGUGCUGCUGCUGACCCUGCUGUCCUCGGCCGCGCUGGCCGCGCUCUGAGCGCCACCCGGGGGGUGACAAAGGGACACUGACAACCUGGGGGGGGUGACAAAGGGACACUGACAACCUGGGGGGGUGACAAAGGGACACUGCCAACCUGGGGGGUGACAAAGGGACACUGACAACCUGGGGGGGUGACAAAGGGACACUGUGCCACCUCAAACCCCAAAGAGGUGACAAAGUGACACUGUGCCACCCCAAACCUUGAGCGAGGUGACAAAAUGACACUGUGCCACCGUGGAAGAGGUGACAAAGUGACACUGCCACCCCGGGGGAGGUGACAGAGUGACACUGUGCCACCUCAAACCCCCAGGGAGGUGACAAAGUGACACUGUGCCACCCCAAACCCUGGGAGAGGUGACAAAGUGACACUGUGCCACCCAGGGGAGGUGACAAAGUGACACUGUGCCACCCCAAACCCCAGAGAGGUGACAAAGUGACACUGUGCCACCCCAAACCCCCAGGGAGGUGACAAAGUGACACUGUGCCACCCCAAACCCCAAGGGAGGUGACAAAGUGACACUGUGCCACCUCAGGGGAGGUGACAAAGUGACACUGUGCCACCCCAGACCCUCAGAGAGGUGACAAAGUGACACUGCCACCCCGGGGGAGGUGACAAAGUGACACUGCCACCCCUGGGGAGGUGACAAAGUGACACUGUGCCACCCCAAACCCUGGAGAGGUGACAAAGUGACACUGCCACCCCUGGGGAGGUGACAAAGUGACACUGUGCCACCCCAAACCUUGAGGGAGGUGACAAAGUGACACUACCACCCCCCUGCCACCCCCCCCCAGGAUGUUGAGAGCUGCCCCUGCUGCCCCUCCCCCUCCUGGUGCCACCCUGGCCGUGUCCCCACGUGUCCCCACGUGUCCCCACGUGUCCCCAAGGCGGGGACAAUGAGGGAUUGUGUCACAGGAAUGGGGUGGGGACAAGGGACAAGGAGCAGCAUUGAGGGAGCCGGGCCCGGGGGUGGUGACAGUGACAUCUCAGUGCCACCCCCUGCCACAGCCAGCUCCUCAGUCCCUGGGAAUUCCAUGAUUCAGCCCCUUCUGCAAGGAAAAAAUGAAAAUAAAUUCAAUUUUUGGAACUUCCUGCCCAGAAAUAAAAUCAAUUUUCAACCC